Felis catus (domestic cat) is the source of this 1282-nucleotide messenger RNA. It is a transcript of the gene CARTPT, whose product is annotated as CART prepropeptide. The transcript is spliced from 5 exons. The record is from RefSeq and is a predicted model, not a curated record. Gene Ontology annotation, biological process: G protein-coupled receptor signaling pathway; cellular response to starvation; adult feeding behavior. NCBI's taxonomy places the organism in Eukaryota, Metazoa, Chordata, Mammalia, Carnivora, Felidae. Gene Ontology annotation, molecular function: neuropeptide hormone activity. Bases 513 to 863 code for a protein of 116 amino acids.
GUUGGAGGAGGUCCCUGAGAGGAUGUGACUGACUGCUGGUUCACCUGCUAACCAGACCCGGCAGCGGGAGGCUCCACAACCCCUCCCCUUUCCUUGGAACAUUCGUCCCCGCGUACUGUUCCUGUAGUGGCCGUCCUUUCAAGAACACAGCCUUGAGAGACAGGUGUUGUUGAGAGCAUCUGAACCCAAUUAAGGCCUCUUUAUAAACAAGGCUUCUUUACAACGUCUCCGCACGUUGGUGUGGAGACGCCCUGGUAUUGUGACGGGUGCUGACCACCCCCAGAGCACAUCCCCUCACCUACCAACGUGGCUUGGCCCACUUCUCUCAUCCCUCGGCCUCCCUCUUCUGGGGCUGGUUUUUGAACCAAGAAAGAAACACGGAAAAGAGAUCUUAGCCAUUUCGUUCCGGAGGCAUGAAGUCUGUAUUUUCCGGAUCUUAUGACUAAGCCUGUGCUGUGUCACAUUGAAAGGCGGGAGCGUGGGGUGCCACAGCAGCGCCGAGUUUCAGCACCAUGGAGAGCCCCCGUCUCCGGCCGCUGACCGUCUUGGGUGCCGCCCUGCUUUUUCUGCUACCGCUGUUGGGUGCCCGUGCCCAGGAGGAUGCUGAGCUCCAGCCCCGAGCCCUGGACAUCUACUCCGCCGUGGAGGAUACCUCCCAUGAGAAGGAGCUGAUCGAAGCGCUACAGGAAGUCCUGAAGAAGCUCAAGACUAAAAGUAUUCCGAUCUAUGAGAAGAAGUAUGGCCAAGUCCCCAUGUGCCACGCUGGGGAGCGGUGCGCAGUGCGAAAAGGAGCACGGAUUGGGAAGCUUUGCGACUGUCCCCGAGGAACCACCUGCAAUUCCUUCCUCUUGAAGUGCUUAUGAGGCUUCCACCCUCCUCCAUAAAUCCCCACUGCCUCUGCCUCCCUUGAGAGGACAACACUUUCAUCCCUGGAGUUCGGCUUUAGCAACAAAGUUUGCGUUUCCCUGUGAGAGUUAAAGGGGCUCUUGUCCUGCUGUUCCCAAAUAAAAGAAUACAUUAAAUGUUACUGUGUGAAGGAUAACGCCUUGUACGGUGUUGAUACAUGUGCAAAGUAUUCUUAUUCAUCUGACAAACUCUUACCCAUCUUGGUGUAGAGAAGGGGAACUUUGCUUUGAAAACUGUAUUUUUGUAUGUGGUGUGGCAGGAUGAACAUUAGAUUUAGUUAAUCUUGGUAGGUGACAUCACAACCUGGAAAAUAACCCCAAAUGACACAAAUUGCAGCAUGUACAAUUAUACAUAAUAAAGUGUUUUUAAUAAUUGC